AGUUAGUUAGUUGUACCAAUUUGCCCCAGUAGGAGUUUGUACCUCGUGUUUGAAGCGUUACAUGUAAAUAUAGAUUUUAUGUGUCUUACUCUGAAAUGCCCAGCAGAGGGCGCCAUUAUUCUAAUAAGAGACCGUUAACAAAUCGCGCCAGACCAGCGUGCAGACGCUCCUUAGAAGUGUCAGAUCCGUCCUAGCGAAUCUGAAGUCGAUCCGGAUGGCACAACAGAUACAUCAGAUCCAGUCGAUCCAGUGGGACUGAGGCACCGCUGCUCUGUGGUUUCUGCUGGGCAUUUCAGCGCCAGAAGGAGGAAGAAGAGGAGAAGGAGGAAGAAGAGGGGGGGGGUUUAAAAAAAACUGCAUUCCUUUAAAAAUUGUGUUAUUAACCGGCGGAGGGAAGGAGGAGGUCGAUAAGUCGGAUCCGAUUGAUCAGGGUUGCAAAUUUUGCACGGUGAAUGUCAGCGAAGCCUCGUCUGCUCAGCGCGCUUCAUUUCUUUAAGGUGAGAGGAGCGUCAGACAGCGUGUCUGCAGGUGCCACACAAUCAGACUCAAGUGCAAGGUAGGAGAGAGCCUGUUGAUGCCACUUUUCUAAUGUUGGUUCAUCUACUGGACGGACUGUACCGCUUAUACAAAGCAGGAGAACAUUAAACCGGGGGAUCAUCCCGGUGAAUCACAUCCCUGCACUGAUCAACAAUGCUGAAAUGUGUGUUAACUCUAACACUGUGUUUGAAUGGACCCAUUACAGUCUUACUACUGUUGCAUGACUUAUGUGUGUGUGUGCGCGUAUACUGUAUGCUAGUGAUACACCCCCUCUUCCUUCUCUAGUCUAAUUCUGGCACAGAGGGCGUAUGUGCACGGCUGGAAUUACAGCGGUGGCUGCAUCUGCUGCAGUGAGGGGCUUCAACAAGUUUAUAGAGCAGCAGUGACAGCCUACAGAGGGGACAGCAAACAGGCAGCAUGGAGCUGAUGAAAAUUGCAUUGUCCCUUCCCAUUCUUCUGUGUCCCGCUUGGGCCUUAUCCCAUCACUCCUACCUGGACGACAUCCUGUCGCCUCGCUCAGCGAUGCAGAGGGACGUCCUCCCAGCCCUCAGGUUCCUGGAUGAGGCGUUGAGGUUUGACCCCUGUUGUCUCAUGUCGCCUCCUCCACCGCCGCUCUUCCCUCCUCCUCCUCGGCUUUGGAAGAGGGGCACGCCUGACACACUGAGCUUAUUGGAACCAACCGUUUUCGGAGGUGAAGGGCCGGAUAAUACGCAAUUAACCCCAGAGUGUUCACCAGGACCCCCAGGACCUCCAGGACCCCAGGGUGAAAUUGGAUUGCCUGGUAUAAGGGGACCAAAAGGGAGAAAGGGAGAAAUUGGACGUCCGGGGGCAAGGGGCCGUCCUGGCGCGCCCGGUCCUCCAGGGACACCAGGAUUUCCAGGAUUUCCUGGUCCACAAGGACCCAAAGGAGAAAAAGGAGACUCAGGACUCAUGGGUUUACCAGGGCUGCGAGGUCCGCCGGGAACAAAGGGUUUACCUGGUUACAAAGGUGACAAGGGGGACCGAGGCGACCGUGGCCCUGCAGGACCAAAAGGGGACAAGGGUUCAAUUGGUUUGCCUGGGAUGCUCGGACAGAAGGGUGAGGCGGGCCCAAAGGGAGAGCCAGGUGUUUCUGGGAAGAGAGGACCAACUGGGAGACCAGGGAAAAGAGGCAAACAGGGUAUCAAAGGGCAUUCAGGGGCCCCAGGCGUCAUGGGACCCCCAGGACCUGCAGGUCCCAAUGGCCUCCCUGGCCCACCUGGGCCUCCAGCAUCAGGUCUCUACUUGGUGGGGGAGAAAGGAGAGAAGGGCCUCCCGGGCCCGCCAGGUCACUGCGACUGUGAUACUGUAAUUGGAUCAAAUAACGCCCCCUUUGGAAACUACUACACAACGCGACGGGGCGGCAACAAACUCACUGCUAUAUUUGUGGUGAACAGCGAGGAGGAGAUGGGUCGCCUUCAUGUCGAAAACGCAAUCGUACUAAGGAAAGAUAAGCGAAUGCUUUACUAUAAGGAUAAAGACGGCUGGAGCCCCAUCCAGCCCUUUCAGCCAUUCCAGUCCACGGAGACCGUCCCAGAGAGAGGAGGUGUGUGUGGGGACGGGAAGGUGCAGAUCCAGCACGGGGAGGAGUGCGACGACGGAAACCAGAUCGUCACAGACGCUUGUCUCAAUUGUAAGUGGGCCUACUGUGGAGAUGGAUACCGACAUGAGGAUAUAGAAGAGUGCGAUGGGAAAGAUUUUGGUUACCAGACCUGCAAAUCCUAUCUCCCCGGGUCCUUCGGGCAGCUUAAAUGCACUGAGUCCUGCCUCAUUGAUUCUACCGGCUGCAAGUACUUCACCUGAAUACAGAAGGCCUCCCUGAAUGAAGAAAUUGUACUUCAGACUUCCUCUGGAGUACCAAAACUCUGAAACCAACAAGUGAUGCGCUGAAAGACGGCACUAAAGCGAAGCUGAUGUGCCUGCUCCCAGGCAUGAAAAGUCAUGGAAGAAUGUUUUUUUGUUUUUUUUUUACAUCAACUGUAGUACCCUCCACACCUUGAAGUUUGGUCUUGAGCCCAUGGAUAACAGCUCCAUGGGCUGCAGCACUGUUAGAAAAUCAUUAGAGAUGGGGAGGAAGCAUUUUAAGGAUGUAAUGAUUGCACCAUGUGAAAUACUUAAUGCUGUUUAAGACGUGCUGACUGUUAAUGCAGAAAUAAGCUAUGUGCUCUUUCCUACAAGGCGUUAGAAAAGGGUUGUAUUGUAUUGUCGUAUGCAAAUGUAAGGCGCCUGAAUGUUCUUACUCCUGUGCAAUGUAUAACAAAACACGUGUUUAUUAAUUACAAUGUUGUGAUAUUGCAUGCAAAUGUGUAUAAGUGCACAGCAGACUGCUUUAUCUGUUCAAAGCUGUAGCCAUAUUGUGUCCCCUCUAGCAGAGGAAUUUCAAACAAUCCGACAGGAAAACAUGAAUGUCCUUUAGCAAAAACAUAGUAAUAACAUACGGUUACUGAAGCAGCAUGAUGUAUGAAUGUAAGUGUACAUUUGAUAAAAUAAUAACAUCAAUAAAGACUUGAUCUUCA
Messenger RNA from Xiphophorus hellerii (green swordtail), 3071 nucleotides. RefSeq names its product acetylcholinesterase collagenic tail peptide-like. The transcript has 18 exons. NCBI's taxonomy places the organism in Eukaryota, Metazoa, Chordata, Actinopteri, Cyprinodontiformes, Poeciliidae. The coding region runs from base 955 to 2358 and encodes 467 amino acids. The record is from RefSeq and is a predicted model, not a curated record. Gene Ontology annotation, biological process: extracellular matrix organization. Gene Ontology annotation, molecular function: extracellular matrix structural constituent conferring tensile strength.